AUGUCCAACGAGAACCAAAAAGAUCCACCAGCAACGAAGGUUACAGAUCCGAAACAACUAACUACAAUCUACAAGAAAAACGGAACUUUUGAUGCUAAAAGAAAAGAGCUCCUAUCCAAUUUCAAACAAUCAGAAACAUGUCAAAACUUGCUCCUAAAACUACAAAUCAUGGUUGAAUCCAAAGUGAAAGCAGAUCCGCUGAUUUUGAUGAAAAAUAAGGGUAAGACCGCGGCUUUGAUCCAAGGUGAGAUCGUCAAUCAAUCAAAUAGCAAAGAUAAUGCAACCUCCACGAUCCACCAUGGCAGUAAAGAAGACACGGGGAUUCUAAGUAUAGUCGAUAAGGAUAUACAAGAAAACAUCAUCGAUUCUUCUCAGUUUCAUGAGUCGUUGAAAGAGGAGUUGAUGGAUGUUCAACGUAAGUUGAUGGGUAUAAGUGAUGACGAGUUUGAAACAAUGAAGCAAGAACUACGUGUCAAAAAGGAGAAACAAGAACAAGAAGAGGCGAUAAAAAGGCAAGUGAGAUUGGAAAAGGACAAAAACGAGCUAGAUUAUAGGAACAAUUUCAGGAUCAAGGAGAUGACUAACGGGAGAGUUCAUGCAAAUGCUGCUACUGCUCAUCGUGUGCAUAAAGUACCUCGAAUUAACUUAAAGAGUAAAAAUGCGAGUGGUGGUGAUUCACCAUCUGAAGCCAAAGUUGAGAAGAAAAAGGUAACAAAGAUGAUGUACUAG
This is a messenger RNA of Lodderomyces parapsilosis, 729 nucleotides long. RefSeq lists its product as uncharacterized. Lineage: Eukaryota; Fungi; Ascomycota; Pichiomycetes; Serinales; Debaryomycetaceae. The transcript has a single exon. The coding region runs from base 1 to 729 and encodes 242 amino acids. The record is from RefSeq and is a predicted model, not a curated record.